Myotis daubentonii (Daubenton's bat) is the source of this 6618-nucleotide messenger RNA. RefSeq names its product protein phosphatase, Mg2+/Mn2+ dependent 1E (gene PPM1E). Gene Ontology annotation, biological process: protein dephosphorylation; negative regulation of protein kinase activity. Gene Ontology annotation, molecular function: protein serine/threonine phosphatase activity; cation binding. The record is from RefSeq and is a predicted model, not a curated record. Gene Ontology annotation, cellular component: nucleus. NCBI's taxonomy places the organism in Eukaryota, Metazoa, Chordata, Mammalia, Chiroptera, Vespertilionidae.
ACCCCGAGCGCGUGCCCGCAGCCGACUUUCCCUCCAGAUCCCCGGAGCGGCGCGCUCCGCCCCCGCGCCGCGCACGUCGGCCCUCGGCGGCGCGCACGCCUGCGGGAGCCCUCUCCAGGCAACCCGGUGCUGAUCGCCCGUGCCGGUGCGGCCGUCAGCGCCCUUGUGGGAGCCGAGGCUCAAGAGCAGCCCCCCUCCCCUUCCUGGGCUUCCCCCACCCACUUCCCGGUCGGCGCCGGGGCUGGAGCAGCGAUGGCCGGCUGCGGUCCCGAGGAGAAAACUUACCGGCGCUUCCUCGAGCUGUUCCUGGGCGAGUUUCGCGGACCCUGCGGCGGCGGCGAGCCGGAGCCGGAACCCGAACUCGAGUCGGAGCCCGAGCCCGAGCCCGAGCCGGAGCCGGAGCCCGAGCCCGAGUCCGAACUGGUAGCGGCUGAGGCGGCCGAGCCUUCGAGUGAGGAGCCCGGGGAGGAGGCGGCCGCGGUAGCCGCGACGGAGGAGAGGGAGCAAGAGCAGGACCAAGACCCCGAGCCCGAGGAGGAGGCGGUGGAGGACGAGGCGGCGGCGGCGGCGGAGGGCGACGAGGCGGCGGCGGCCACCCCGGGGCAGUCGGCCGUGCCGCCGCCGCCACCGCAGCCCCAGCUGCCGCCGCUGCCCCCGCUCCCGCGGCCGCUGUCGGAGCGCAUCACCCGGGAGGAGGUGGAGGGCGAAAGCCUGGACCUGUGCCUGCAGCAGCUCUACAAAUAUAAUUGCCCUUCCUUUUUGGCUGCUGCUUUAGCCAGAGCCACAUCAGAUGAAGUCCUUCAGAGUGAUCUUUCUGCACAUUACAUCCCAAAGGAAACGGAUGGCACAGAAGGAACUGUGGAGAUUGAGACAGUGAAAUUGGCCCGUUCUGUCUUCAGCAAACUACAUGAGAUUUGCUGCAGCUGGGUGAAAGACUUCCCUCUCCGCCGGAGACCCCAGCUUUAUUAUGAGACAUCAAUCCAUGCCAUCAAAAACAUGCGCAGGAAAAUGGAGGACAAACACGUCUGCAUUCCUGACUUUAAUAUGCUCUUCAACCUAGAGGACCAGGAAGAACAAGCUUACUUUGCAGUGUUUGAUGGCCAUGGAGGAGUGGAUGCUGCCAUUUAUGCCUCCAUUCACCUGCAUGUUAACUUGGUACGCCAGGAGAUGUUCCCCCAUGAUCCUGCUGAAGCCUUGUGCCGGGCCUUUCGGGUCACUGAUGAACGGUUUGUACAGAAAGCAGCCAGGGAGAGCUUAAGAUGUGGGACCACAGGAGUGGUAACUUUUAUCAGAGGCAACAUGCUACAUGUAGCCUGGGUGGGUGAUUCCCAGGUUAUGCUUGUGAGAAAGGGCCAAGCUGUUGAACUAAUGAAGCCACACAAACCAGACAGAGAAGAUGAAAAGCAGCGAAUUGAGGCCCUGGGAGGUUGUGUAGUCUGGUUUGGUGCCUGGCGAGUGAAUGGAAGUCUAUCCGUCUCCAGAGCUAUUGGAGACGCUGAACAUAAGCCAUAUAUCUGUGGGGAUGCAGAUUCCGCCUCUACUGUGUUGGAUGGAACUGAAGACUACCUCAUUCUGGCCUGCGAUGGCUUCUAUGACACCGUGAACCCUGAUGAGGCAGUGAAAGUUGUAUCUGAUCACUUGAAGGAGAAUAAUGGAGAUAGCAGCAUGGUUGCCCACAAAUUAGUGGCGUCAGCUCGCGAUGCUGGGUCAAGUGAUAACAUCACAGUUAUUGUGGUUUUCCUGAGGGACAUGAACAAAGCUGAAAAUGUUAGUGAGGAAUCAGACUGGACAGAGAACUCCUUUCAAGGAGGGCAAGAAGAUGGUGGGGAUGAUAAGGAAAAUCAUGGAGAGUGCAAACGCCCUUGGCCUCAGCACCAGUGCUCAGCACCAGCCGACCUAGGUUAUGAUGGGCGUGUGGAUUCAUUCACUGACAGAACUAGCCUGAGCCCAGGGUCCCAAAUCAACGUGCUGGAAGACCCAGGCUACCUAGAUCUCACACAAGUAGAAGCAAGCAAACUUCACAGUGCUCAGUUUUUGCCACCAGUUGAGAUGUUUGGUCCUGGUGCACCAAAGAAAGCAAAUCUUAUUAAUGAGCUAAUAAUGGAGAAUGAAUCAGUUCAAUCAUUGUCUGAAUGGAGCGGUGCUGGAGAGUCUCCCUCUUCCUUUAAUUUGGGUUCAACAGGGCAGCAGAUAUACAGAAUGGAGAGUGUGUCUCCUGUCUGUUCUAGGUUGGAAAAUGAACAGUUAAAAUUCCUGGGAAAUAGAGUUUCUAGAUUAUCUCAUUUACGCUAUCACUUCUCAAAGAGGUGGCAUGGAUUCAGGUUUAAUCCAAAGUUUAAUUCAUUCCUUCCUGCUCAAGAGCCUUCCCACAAAGUAGGCACAAGCCUGUUUUCACUUACUUCAGGUGGGAAAAGAAAUAGGAUGUUAAGAAGUUCUCUUCCAUGGAGGCAAGAUAGUUGGAAAGAGUAUAAUGAAAACAUGAGGAAGCUCAGAAAGAGUAAUGAUAUUCCAUACCCAGGUCUUCCCUGGAGCUGUAAGAUAUAAUACCUUGUCUUUAGAGUAGGCUAGCUAGCUCUCCCCCAAUAAAACCACCAUCAGAGUAGAAACAAGGUAGACAUUUCUGAAAUAUGUGUUCAUUAUAAAAUCAUAAAUGGCUCAAUUCUUAAAUGUAAAUAGAUCUCUAGGAAACUCAAAAUAGUGAUUUCAAUCAAAAGAAGUUUUUUGGCAGUUUCAUUAGCAAAAUUAUACAACUGAUCCCUGUAAUGUAUCCACAUCUACAUACAACCCCACCCCACUGCCGCGUCACACCAUUAGUGGAAGCUUGCAAGGUACUUAUUUUUGUCAGGAUACAGUGUUGGAAUAUGGUCUGAUAUGCCUAAUAUAUCUUUGGAAAACAAUGUAGAAUUGAUUUAGUUGAGGACUGUUCCUCAAAAGACCUGGGACUAUGAGGGAAAACCCUACCUUCCCCACUUUUUUGGUAAGUAAAAGACUAUAAGCCAUACGGGUUUUAAUUGGUAACAAUGAAAGUAGAAACCUAGUGUAAAAAUGUCAUAUUUUCAGACUUGUGAGGCAGCAUAAAGAUUUACUGAUUUUUUUUUCUUUUCUGUAACAUAAAGGACAAAGCUUUUUAAAUUAUUUCCCAGGGCUGUAGCUAUUUGGGAGUUUCAUAACCUGUUAUGGUGCUUUUGGUGGAAUUUUUAUUAUUUGUCAGAAGACCACUGUCAACUGGUUUCAACCUAUGAUGCUAAUAUGUUUUUCAUUGUACCUUCAUCUCAGGAAUAACACUGGUUUAAUGGAGAUGUCAGGUACAUUUGAAAAGAAAAUAGAAUAGCAUUGCUAUUUUUUCUACCCCCCCCCCCUUUUUUUAAAGGUCAAAGACAGCAAAGCCAUAUACCACUAUCAAAUAAGAAGUGGUGCCCUAGCUGGUUUGGUUCAGUGGCUAGAGCGUCGGCCUACAGACUGAAGGGUCCCAGAUUUGAUUCUAGUCAAGGGCAUGUACCUCAGUUGCAGGCUCGGUCUCCUGCCCUGGUCGGGGGCGUGUGGGAGGCAACCAAUUGAUGUGUCACUCUCUCUUCCCCUCCCUUCUACUCUCUCUAAAACUCAAUAAAUAUCCUCAGGUGAGGAUUAACAAAAAUAAGUGGUUUUGGAGAAUAAAAAAUAACGAGUUUUAACUUCUCUAAAACUGUUUCCCCCAAGGGAAUGAAUUGGUGUGAGAGGUUGAAAGUACUGCUUAAGCGAGCCUGGAGGCCAAGGACAAGGGAGAGUACAGAUUACCGAGACCAAGGUCUGCUUAGUUAGAAAUGGAGAACACCCCAGAGUUCUGCUACAUGCAACUUCAUGCAGAGAGAAUGUGUAUCUCUCAUUUCAAUAUGUAUUUAUAUUUUAAAAUUGUCUGCUUUUUGCCAUUUCUGCAGUUUCAAGUCAGAAGCACAUCUUCAACUAAAGGCAGCAAAUAGAGUAAUAAUCAGAUUCAUUCAAUGAAGCAGCCUGAUUCUGAGACUCAUGAAUGUCUCCACAUGACAUGUUACCCUCCCCUAGUCAACUGUGGACCAGACAAGCCAGUGGACAGGAGGUACCUGCUAUAGUGCUCAUCACUCAUACUGUGAGAUACUGGAUACUCUUGCUGAGAAGCGCCCAAUGCCUAACCAUGUUUGUACAUAAUGCAAUUACUUUAUGUUCUCCAGAUCCACAAUGGAGGAGUAAAAUCCCUGGAUUUUAAAAUCAGAUACUUUGGGUAAAAACGGCUUCACUUUAGUGAUGAUCACAUCAUUAAUUUACAGAUUUUAUUUUAAAAAAUUGAAUGUAAUUAGACAUUUUCAGUAUUUGUUUUCCCUUGGUUUGAAGUCAUUCUUUUCUCGAGGCUUGUGACCAGAAUCUCACCAGCCUGAUAUUUUUAAACACCCUCCCCCACCCCCCCCAUGCACCUCACUCACAUCUUUCAUUUUCUCAAGCCUAGAUCUUGUUAACAACCCAUCAGGUGCAGUAUCAGUUUCGAAUCCAAUUAUCUAAGGAGAUAAGAAAACAGAGGCAGCAGAAUAUUGGUAUGUUAUAGUCCAGCAUUUAGCUAAGUUAAAAAAGAAAUUAAGAUUUUUCUAUAACUAAUGUUUUGAUCAGAAUAAAGCUGGUGAGAGGAAAUAAGGUACAAGUGAUAGUUUUUUUAGUGGGGGAAAAUGGUUGGAUGAAAUUGGGAUGAACACAGACCACAUCUUAAGGGGUCUGGAUCUUGUAGGUUUGACUACAUAAGCAGUGUUAACUCCAUUUUCAUACCAGUAGCCCUCUAGAAAAUAAAGCAAAGUAGUGCUAGUAUGAUAAAGUUAUGAAACAAUAUUGUAAAAAAUAGCAAAUUUUCAUUUGUCCACAUGCAUAUUUAUAGAGUAGUUAGGUACCAUUUGUAAGGUAAGUCCUUUAAAAUUCUAUAAUACAUAUUAAAGUAGUGGUUAUUGGUCUGAUAUAUGCUGCUCUUGGUUCUAUAAACCAGAUAAAAGCAGUUCUUUGUGAAGUGCAGUGUUAUAUCUUAAUGCCACUGGUGAUAGAAAGUAGUUCCCUUCGGUUCAAAUCCUGUGCCCUUAUUUGCUGCUUGCUGAUGUGAGCAAUAAGUAUCCUCUAACUAAUGGUUUUUACACAUUUCUGUAACUUGUACUUUAAGAUGGUGUAUCUGGUGAUUGUAAAAAUAUUAGAUAGAUAUAAAAGUAUCUAUAUAAUAUAUAUUAACUGUUAAUGCUGAGGUAUAGUCUGUGAACUCUGUGUUUUGUACUUUUACUCACUGUGUAAUUUAGUGGUGGUGAGAGUUCUACACUCAGUCUUUAAGAGUGGCAGUAUCCCUUUAUGAAUUUAACAUGAUCUGCAUCAAUUUGUUUGCCUGCUAGUUUUGUUAGAAUAGGAAAUAGUAAAACAGUGUAAACAAGAAAGUAUAGUAUUGGUUAGGGAAACAGACUUCAAGUCACCAACUAAAGUGAUUAUAAAUGCCUGUACAUUCACUGUGAGUUUCAAAGGGAAUCACCCUAAUUUGUUCACUUUCUGGAUGUGUACUGUUGAGAGAGAGCUGAUGUUAAGCAGCACUAUCACAUCAAACACUGGGGCUCUCAGUACCAGUUAGGUCUCUACUAGAGGACAGUGGAAAUACACAUGUAUAUACCUUUACUUUGCCUAAAAAUGCCAUCCACUGUCCUUAAGUUAAUAAAAUUAAAGUUACUGUUUUAUUUAAGAGGAUCUUGAAAGUAACAUCUUUUCCAAGGACAGUGUCAGCAACAUCAAUGUCAGUAUUGAGCCUGACCAUUUAUAGCGGUCCAAUGUUCACAUGGUGGUACGGUGCAUCUCCCUUAUCACAUUCCCUUUUGGAACACUGUGCCAGUAAGAAGUGCAACAUCCAACGGGCAGAUGAAAACGAUACAGAAAGUUCAGUGUUUACAGAUAAAACUGCUGUGGUUCAAGCACUUCCUUCCCCAUCAGAGGCUGGCCAAGGCUUUGUAAGAAAGUGAUCUAAAUAAUUAUUUUGAUGUUUAAACAUAAUUUGUUCACUCAAUGGUCAUUCAUACCUAAGCAAGGCCAUAAAAGGUGACACCCACCAACUCUUCUAUUCCGACCUGUGAAUAGCUUAGAUGUUUUCAAAACAAGAUACCACCAGUAUUAUAACACAACUAUUUUCCAGAUAAAUGGUACUGUGUUGAAAAACAAUUACUUCCUCUAGCAGCAUUUUAUCUUCUAUUUUGAAGAUUAUUUAUUGUACUAAUUAGGAAAUAUGAAAUAAGAUAGGGAACUCCAGACUGACACAGUAGUUGUUCUGAAAAAGGAACUACUCUAGUAAACUCCGAUGUAUUGGAUAACCCAAUGAUGUAUCAGCAGUAACCUACUCUGGGUGCUCUUUGGUGAGAGACAGGCUUUGUCCUCUUGUUCAUGACAUUUCUCUGCAAAGAAAUUCUCUAUGGAGUGAAGCAAAUGAAGUAAACAUUUCUUACCAAGUAAAUUUAUCAACUUAAGAACCUGCUCUACAUCUCACUCUUGAGUUCAGUCGCAAUCACCAGUGAUCCUUCAUACUUUAUUUAUUAAAACUGUUCAUUCAGGUGAGAAGUAUGUUGAAAUUUUGCCAAUAUCUUAAUAAAACCCAGCAAUUUAAAACCA